UGUUUAUUUUAAUAAGCAUAUCUUUCAAUUGUUAUUCAUUUUACUGUCGAAUAGAAGUGUUUCAACAAAUAAAAUGUCACAUCAAUCUAUAGAAGAUGGAAAACUGAUGGCAGUUAUAGGCGAUGAGGAUACUUGUGUCGGAUUUUUGCUUGGCGGCAUUGGGGAAAUUAAUGAGCAGCGCCAAUCCAACUUUAUGGUUGUAGAGAAAGAUACAACUAAAGCCGAAAUUGACCAGUGCUUUAAGCGUUUUGUAGCACGCGAAGAUAUUGCAAUCAUAAUGAUCAAUCAGAUAUACGCAGACAUGAUACGCACAACUCUCGAUAAGCAUUUGCUGCCUGUGCCCACAGUGCUGGAAAUACCUUCAAAGCAGCAUGCAUACGACUCCAGCAAGGAUUCCAUUCUAAAGCGUGCUCAAGGCAUUUUGAAGCCAGCUGGGCGACGUCGUUAGCUCAAUGGGUUCUCAGCAAUCUUUAACAUUACUUAUAUGCGUUUUAAAAUAAAAUUUGCAUAGCUUA
Molecule: messenger RNA, 515 nt
Organism: Drosophila nasuta
Lineage: Eukaryota; Metazoa; Arthropoda; Insecta; Diptera; Drosophilidae
Gene: Vha14-2
Product: Vacuolar H[+] ATPase 14kD subunit 2
Exons: 4
Coding region: 74-448 (124 amino acids)
Biological process (GO): proton transmembrane transport
Cellular component (GO): membrane; proton-transporting V-type ATPase, V1 domain
Molecular function (GO): proton-transporting ATPase activity, rotational mechanism
Source: RefSeq, a predicted model, not a curated record